Molecule: messenger RNA, 2527 nt
Organism: Centropristis striata (black sea bass)
Lineage: Eukaryota; Metazoa; Chordata; Actinopteri; Perciformes; Serranidae
Product: cocaine esterase-like
Exons: 13
Coding region: 376-2055 (559 amino acids)
Molecular function (GO): hydrolase activity
Source: RefSeq, a predicted model, not a curated record
GUUACAGAAACUUUCGUUGAUGUUUGGUUCCAGUAUGGACAGAUUUUGGAUUUGAAAAUUUCUUUGGAAGAAGCAAAAAGGUUUUUAUUUUGUUUCUCUUGUGGGUACAUGGACAACAAUAGAUACAGUCUACAGGGGAUAUACUGGUGUGCAUUAAUGGGUGCCAGUUCAACAGGGAGCAGUGAAGGGGUGGAACGUCUGCUUUCUGUUGGUCACCAUUUGCUUUGAUAUAAAACCGUCAGGCCUUAUCUUCUCCGUAAUAUAAAGUUCAGCACUGCCUCUGUGAAAGUUUUUAGGGGAAAGCUCUGCAGGCGUCAUUUCUCUUACCUCAUCGAAGAACCCAGCAGUGUCGCAAACCACAUAGAGACAAGCACCAUGAAGUCCCGCGCAGAGCAAACUUUCUUCUAUCUAAUGUCUGUGUUAUUUCUCUGUGUUGCUGCAGACCUGCAAGCACCUGAUGUUCACACAAAGCUUGGGAGCCUGAGAGGUCAGUAUGUGGCUGUAAAGGGAAAGGAGACUGGCGUCUAUGCCUACCUGGGUGUUCCAUUUGCCAAGCCGCCUGUUGGGCCUGCUCUGAGACUGGCUGCACCCCAGCCUGUAGAGGGAUGGGAAGGAGUGAGAGAUGCCACCCAGCAGCCGCCCAUGUGUAUUCAACAUAGACAGCAGUCUUUAGAUCUGAUGGAAAAACUCGGCAUGGUGGUAGAUCUCCCAGACAUUUCAGAGGACUGCCUUUACCUCAACAUUUACACUCCUGCAAACAGAGCUCACAAUGCCAAGCUCCCAGUAAUGGUCUGGAUCCAUGGUGGAGGUUUUGGUAUUGGGUCAGCUUCCACAUAUGAUGGAUCAGCCCUGGCUGCUUACCAGGAUGUGGUUGUGGUUGUGAUCCAGUAUCGCUUGGGACUUCUAGGCUUUCUCAGCACUGGUGAUGAGCACAUGUCAGGAAACUUUGGCCUGUUGGACCAGGUUCAGGCUCUGAGGUGGAUCCAGCAGCACAUUCAUAACUUUGGGGGAGACCCAGGUUCAGUUACCAUAUUUGGGGAAUCUGCUGGUGGAGUGAGCGUUUCCCUCCUGCUUCUGUCACCGCUGUCUGAUGGCCUAUUCAACUAUGCCAUCGCUGAGAGUGGCACUGCUGCAAUGGAUUUACUCAUUUCAAAUGAUCCCCUUCCAGUGACACAGAUGGUUGCAAAUGCAUCUGGCUGUAGCCUCGAAAGCACAGAGGAGAUCUCUGAUUGCAUGAGGAGCGUCGAUAUUGACACUAUUGUGACAAUUGGGAUGGAUGAAAAAUUGAGAAUAGCUGUUAACACUGAUGGACACUUCCUGACAAAACCUGUGGAUGAGCUGUUCCGUACCCAUGAACUUCUUACUGUACCGUUCAUGACUGGUGUUAAUAAUGAUGAAGGGGGCUGGUUACUUGCUGAUUUCUUUGCUCCUCCAAACUGGACAGAGGGAAUGGAUCGGGAGCAUAUCAUGAACAUGAUGUACAUGUUCUACCCUGAUCCCGAUGAUGCCAUGUUCAGAGAUCUCUUGGUAGAUGAAUAUAUUGGAGCCGGUGAAGAUCGUGUGAAAAAUAGAAACGGAUUCACUGAGAUUCUUGGAGAUAUGAUAUUCAUCUUUCCAGCAAUUAAAACUGCUAAUGCCCACAGAGAUGCAGGUGCCCCUGUGUACCUGUAUUACUACCAGCAUGAUCCUGAAUUCCUGCAGGCAAAAAGGCCGAGCUAUGUUGGGAGUGACCACGGAGAUGAAAUCUUUACAGUAUUAGGAUUCUGCUUCACAACUACUCAUGUCAAAGUAACUGAUGCAUGCUCUGAAGAGGAGGAACAGCUGAGCAGGGCUAUGAUGAGCUACUGGGGAAACUUUGCUCGCACAGGGUCUCCUAAUGGGGAAGGUCUUGUCCACUGGCCAAAGUAUGGAGCAGAAGAAGACUACUUGUCAAUUGAUGCAAAUGAGCAGGUACCUGGUCAGCACCUGAAGAAGGAGCGGUUUGUCUUCCUGACUCAGACUCUGCCGGAGAAGAUCCGACAACACAAAGAGAAGAUGGAGCGCACCGAGCUGUAGAAUAGUCACUUCUACUUUCUCCCUUUAUCAAUUUUCUUUCGAGUUCCUCUUUAACAACAAACACAGUUGAACUUAAAAAAAGGUGUGUAAUGUGGCAGUAGGGAGUCAACAAUUAACGGGUAGUAUUCAAAACUUGUUCGAAAAACACUCAAGUAUUCUCAUACUGUCUGACUAAAUAUACCUAUUAUUUUUACCCUCGAUCUACUAAUUAAAAAAAGUGUAGCCUACUUCUUUUGAAGAAUAUUGUUAAAUACAUUUUCAUCGUCAAUUGACAGCUGGAAGGUGUGGUUAGAAAUACCUUGCCCUAUAGGCUGCUAUUAAUUACUAGUUAUGUGAUAACCAUAAAUGAAAUAUUGAUCUACGUCAGUGAUGCAGUCUCACUCGCUAAGACUAAUGUUGACAAUGCCUUUCUGUUUUCAUUUUUCACAUGUAUUUUGUUCAAGAAAGGAAAUAAACAAUCAAAAGUCUGUUC